Lachancea fermentati is the source of this 2277-nucleotide messenger RNA. NCBI's taxonomy places the organism in Eukaryota, Fungi, Ascomycota, Saccharomycetes, Saccharomycetales, Saccharomycetaceae. The record is from the annotation of a GenBank genome assembly.
AUGGCUGCUUCCAUAAGAGAUGAGGAAGACGAUCAGGGCAUUUUCACCAACAAGUCCACUAUGAUGGCCAAUUUCGAGGAAUGGAUCAAGAUGGCCACCGACAACAAGAUCAACUCCAGGAACAGUUGGAAUUUCGCUCUGAUCGACUACUUCCACGACCUGAACGUCCUCAAAGACGCCGAAGACAACAUCAAUUUCCAAAAAGCUUCAGCCACACUUGACGGUUGUGUGAAAAUAUAUUCGUCCAGAGUUGAUUCUGUAGCAAAUGAAACCGGGAAACUGCUUAGUGGUUUAGCAGAAAGAAGAAACCAAGAACACAACGCUCAUAACGCUGGUGCCGAUGAUGGCCAGGGAAAUGAACAAGAAGAAAGCGUCACAAUAGACCCUGCCACGGGGCUGCCGAUUUCCAACGAUGUGGAUAGUACAACAAGGAGGCGAAAUUACAAUAGGAUAUUAGAGACGACGCUAGUCGAGUUUGAAACGCUACGAAUGAAGGAAUUGGACCAGGAGCUUAGCAUAGAUCCUUUGUUUAAAAAAGCGUUGGCGGAUUUUGACGAAGGAGGUGCCAAAAGUCUUUUGCUGAACACUCUUCACAUCGACAAUACUGCCAGAGUGGUGUUUGAUGCAACAACAAACAACAAAGACAAUGGGCGCCCAACAACGCAGCAGCCAGAUGAUAGUCAAGAUGAAAUACAAACGUCAGAUGAAAAUGAAGUGUCAAAUUCAGGUCAAGAGAGCGUAUUGCCAGAACCAUCUUCUGCAUCGAUAAAUCGGUCAAAAGAUGAAAGUGCAGUUUCAGUCGACGUUGAUGACGAAAUAUUAGCUCUUGGUAUGGAUCUAAUAGACUUUCAUUUGAUUAGCCAAUGCCAGCUCUGUCCCUCAAUGCAACAAUUGAAAGACGUGGUUGAAGACAUCAGUAAAGCAAAGUCUUUCAUUGAGGAUGUAAACAAUAAAUUCGACAAUUUUCUCACUGAGCAAGAUCUGCAAGAAGCAGUUCCCGAUAAUGCUGCCAAUGACGACAACGAAUUCGAAACCUCAUAUGGUAAUGACAUCAACGUAGAUGACGGUUUAUUCGAUGAUGGUGAUGCACAAAGCGCAAGUGUACCUGGAGAAGAAGACAUCUCCAUGGCUGAUGAAGAUAAAUCAACGGUUGAUAUCAUAACAAACGUUAUGGAUAAAGAACUAAUGUCAUAUUUUGAUGAGAGCCUGAAGAAAAGUUGGCGAGGAAGAGAGCACUGGAAAGUACGGAGUUUCAAGAAACGCGUUUUAUCAGAAAAGGAAAAUGAUGGACAGGGGAAGAAUGAAAAGGCCAAACCUUUGAAUAAGGAUAAGGAUACCUCUCAGUCGGCAAAGGCUGUGAAUAAGAACCAAACAAUAGAUUUCUUCAAUAUUAGCAACGAUAUCGAAGAAACCAUUUUCAGCACCAAGAAGAAGGCAAACCUUGAAAUGCCCCAAAAACUGCGAACGAAUCCAUCUCAUUAUUUAUUACCCAACGACUACCAGUUUUCAACUCAAAAAGUUACACGGCUUUUCAUCAAGCCUGAACAGCACAUGAGCUUUUUCUCGCAUCGCAAGUCACGUAGCAAUACGGGAAGUCAAGGGACAUUCAAAAUUGAUGAUUUUGAAUCGGUGAAUAAUGAUCAGGUAAGUGAAAUUGCUGAUGAGAACUUUUGGGCAAAGAACUAUAGACUUAGAGAGGAGGAUCAAGCAGCUGCUGAAAACGGCGAUGCUUCCGAUAAUAUUCAUCAGGGCGUCAUGGAUAAUCCAUUCGAUGAUAACGAUGGCGGGAUUGAUUUUAACCAAGCUUUUGGAUCGGAGGGCAUGGAUGAUUACCCAGAAAACUCCACGGACUCCGUUUUGGCAGGAUCUGCAGGUGCUUUACAGGAAGUUGGUAAGACAAAUCUAAAGGUUCCAUACUCUAGGGUCUCUAAAAAGGUCGAUGUGAAGCGCUUAAAGGACAACAUUUGGAAAUCUAUUGUUGAGACAGUGAAUGAAGAGGAUUUCAAGGAAAGCAAAGACGCACCGCAAUCUUCUAAUGAUACAUCCAAGCACGACUCUUCCAUUGAGGAAGACGAUCCAGAGAAGAGUUCCACUAUCAAAUUCACUGAUAUCGCUAACAAAAUCAGCACAAUAUACAGCGGUGAGAGCAAGAAGGACCUAUCCACAAGUUUUUGCUUUAUUUGUUUACUUCAUCUAGCGAACGAACAUGGCUUCCAAAUUUCAAAUAAUGACAAUUUCGAUGAUCUCAAAUUGAGCAUUAACGAACUAAAGAACUAG